Molecule: messenger RNA, 1692 nt
Organism: Dovyalis caffra
Lineage: Eukaryota; Viridiplantae; Streptophyta; Magnoliopsida; Malpighiales; Salicaceae
Source: the annotation of a GenBank genome assembly
AUGGCAGAAAGCAAUAGCGUUGAGAUUUUUGACAGUAACCAAAAUAUGGCCACACCUUAUGCGCGCGAUUCGCCAACGAAAAUCGAGGAAUUCUCAACGGCUAGUGGUAGUGAAGAUGUAAAAGAUACGGCUACACCUGAUGUGCACAACACAGCUAUGAAAAUUGAGAGGGCAAGAGAGGUAUACGGGGCUUAUACAGGGACUGUAGGGAAGCCUACUAAAGGGGAAACCUGGCUUUGGUAUUUAUACGAACUGUGCUCCUAUUUCAUUCACACUACUCUUGUUCCAAUCCUUUUCCCACUCAUCAUAAGCCAAAUCUUCCAUUCACCACCAGAACCUGCUGGAGACUUGAUCAUGAACAAGAAGGGCUUGUUAUGUGGGGCAAACCAAAUGAAACUGUACGACGCUGUAACGAAUAAAUCCAUUAACAUCAGCAACUCUAAAUUCUCUCCAUUAGAGUGGACUUCCCUCUCCUGGGGUAUGGGCUUGAUUUUGGCUGCUCCAGUACUUGGCUCCAUUUGCAAGCACCUCGACUAUGGCCAGACACCACAAAGAAUAGCCGCGGCAGCAAUAGCAGUUGGAGCUUUCUUUUGUCUACCUACAGGAUUCUUCAAUGUCUAUUGGAUUUUGCCUCCAUAUAUUGCAAUCAUUAUAGCAGGUAGCACUGUUGCUAUGGCCUCCCACACUCGCCAACUUGGUCACAUGGUUAGAGGCUUCACCGGACCAACCAUUCAAAGCAAGCAAUUUCAAUUGCGGAGAGGGGUUUCCAGCUGGCUGUCCCUUUAUUCCACAGCUGCUGGUUGCUUAGGGGCUGCCCUUAUGUCAGCCUUCACUUACCAGAUGCUUAAACGCGAAGAAAGGAGAUUUGUUGCUCUUUGGGUUGUUUCAAUUUUUAGUGGCCUUAUAUGGCUUGUUGGCAUGUCACACAUCAUUACCAUUAAACCAACUGGUUCAACUACUCCAACCUCUUCUAUAUCAUCAGUAGCCCAUUUGUUCUCUAUUUUCAAGUUUCCCCAUGCCCUUGGAACCGUACUUGUGGCCUUCCUUUCCUCCUUUACAACAAUGUGCAUCUUCACAAGCACAGUGCUCUAUCUAUUAGGAGAUUUAUGUCUUAAGCCUGUUUUCAUACUAUACUUUUGGUUACUUUACUUCAUUUUUCCAUUGAUUUCUCUGCCACUGAUGCAACCAAUACAGCAUGUUACGAAGGUCAAUGCAAUGAAAAUGCAUUUGCUUGGUUUUAUCCUGUCUUUACUCACAUCAGGGAUAAUGGGGUUCCGCCAUAAGAAGAGCACUUGGCAAAGAGAGCAUGUACUGGGUCUUGCUGCGUUGCAAAGCACAUCAGCUGGGCUUUUGUAUGCUUUUGGAAGGGUUUUGAUAAUUGAUAGCUCUCCACAUGGGAAAGAAGGUGCAUUCUCUUCAUGGUUUUGUUGGGGGAGAGCUCUUGGCUCUUGUAUAGGCUUUGCAGUUGCAUCAACAAUCCCUGGAAAUAUUAGAACUUCUUUUGGAGUGGCAUUUUAUACUGCUAUCUCUGGAUUUCUUCUAUUGAUUUAUGGAAACAUUAGUGAUUUUGGAGGAGCCAAGGCUGCUGGGCAUAUGGGUGAGGAACAUGGUGAAGAGGGUUCACCUGUUGCUGGCUUUGAUACUGCAGGCAAUGUUGUAACAAAGGAUGUAGAGGAGGGAGGUACGCCUUAG